Messenger RNA from Passer montanus (Eurasian tree sparrow), 7262 nucleotides. RefSeq names its product C2 domain containing 3 centriole elongation regulator (gene C2CD3). Gene Ontology annotation, biological process: cilium assembly; centriole elongation. The coding region runs from base 18 to 6713 and encodes 2231 amino acids. The transcript has 33 exons. Gene Ontology annotation, cellular component: centriolar satellite; centriole. NCBI's taxonomy places the organism in Eukaryota, Metazoa, Chordata, Aves, Passeriformes, Passeridae. The record is from RefSeq and is a predicted model, not a curated record.
GCUUCUCCAGGGCCGACAUGACAGCUAGGGACGCGCCGGGAACACCGGGAUCACCGGGAACACCGGGAGCCCCGAGCCGCCCCCGCGCGGGCACCACCUGCGCCCGCUUCGCCGUGCGCUGCGGGCCCCGGCAGCUCAGCGCCUACCUGGCAGAUAUGGGCGUUCUUGUCCUGGAGGUCCUAACCAAACGAGACCACCUGCUCCUCGGCAGGGCACGGAUCACUGAACUGUCCCAGCUCUCCCCCAGCCAUCCCAUCAAAGGUUCUUUUGCUGUGCUGUCACCAACAUCGGAUAAACUCGGGGAGCUGCAGGUGUCACUGGUUCUAGAGCCUCUGCCAGAGCUGUAUGGCACCAGCAGCUGCGUGCCAGCCACGCAAGGAGGUUCAGAUGCUGCUGCUGCCCAGGGAAGCAGCAAGUCCCAGCUUCCUGCUCCAUCCCAGCAGCCCAGGCACCCCCGGGUGGCUGCUGAACAGGAAUUUGUUGACAACAGCAAAGCCACAUCUCCUAGAGGAAAGGACCAAGAGAACUCUGAGAACGUGAAGAACACCUUUCCUGCUCCUCGUGCCCGUGUGAUUUCUCCGGAGGAGCAUGUGGAGAUGAGCCCUGAGAAUCAGCUCCUGUCCUUCCCCAGCAGCGCCGAUCCCACAGCGCUUCCCGGGGGGAGCACACGGCUGCUCUCCAUGCACAGCCCGGCUGCAAGGGACCUGCUGGCAGCUCUCUUGGAUCAAGGCAGUAAACUCCGUGAUGCCAUGGUUGUUUCUGCAAUGAAGUCCAGCCCAGACAUGGAGAUUGAACUGAAUAAAAUGUCUCAUUUCAUAGAGACAGACAAUUUUAAAAUACCAGCAAAGAGCCCAAGAGGCUUGAAGUCCAGUUUUGUGCCCACUCCUGAGGAUCCCCAUCACUUUGGAUCUGAAGUUUCAGGUCAGCACUUUGACCUAAACUCUGAAGAAAGAGCAAUCCAGUUACUGAUGGGCAGUGCUGAUUUCUCCCCGGGGCACUUCUGGGAUCGGACAGGCUCCCUGUGGGAUUCUCUCUCCCUUGGCAGCGAGGUGUAUGACAGUGAACUCGGUGAUCCCCACUACGACCAGAGUCUGCUGGAGAAGCUUUUUUACACAGCUCCUAAAUCUGAUUCCAGUUUGAGUGAUUUCCUCAGCGAUGAUGAUGUUAAGUCCUCAAAAAAAGCAUCCAAGACAGAAACUCUCAAAAAAGUGGCUCCAGUGAAUCCACAGAAGGAAUUUCAUGCCUUUGAUCAGAAUGUGACAGAAACUAAGCCCAGCUGCUCUCCCACUGCUCCUCCAGAAGACCACAGGGGAAUGUCUCUUCUCACAUCCUUGGGUGCAGACAGGUUGGCAUUGCUGCAGCGAGUACACCUCGCCAGAGUCACCAUAGAAAGCCUGAAAAUCCCUCCUGAGAGCAUCCAGAUCUCCCCCAGGAGGAAAGGUUUGCUGGGGAAGCCUCCACGGCCCAUGUCUGUUCAUAAGUGCACCUUCUUUGUGGAGUACCACUUCCCUGUGAGGGUCUCAAAGGAUGAAAAAGGACAGGUCUCCAUAGCAACAGAAGCAAUUCGAGUAGCCUCCAGUAAAAUCACAGAUGAUGUGGUGAAGUUCCAGCAGCAGUCUGUGUUCCCUGUGUGGUUUGGGGGAAGGAUGAUGGAGCACUGGUGGGGCUCUGACCUGGCUUUUAAAAUCUACAAGAGAAAAAGCACACAGAAAAAGCCUGUGGCCAUUGGCUCAGCAUCAGUUCAGCUCCGCAGGGUGAUUGAGGCUGAGCUGCUCAGUGUCAGCUGGGAUAUACCUGUGGAGAAAGAGGGAGAUCACACACAAGUUGGGCCACUAAAGGUGUCGCUGCAGCUCGUGGCCAGUGCCGCUGCCAGGCCAGCUACAGCCGGGCCCCCAGCCCCAGCUCACGCCGUGAGAGGGGCCCAGCUCGGGCUGCAGGAGCCCAGCAGGACGGGUGGAGGUGCAGAGAGCCCCCUCAGCUCCACAAGGAGCCCCGAGGGCUCCCGGGGGCCAGCAGCAGGCGGCAGGGACGUCGCGCAGCCGCUGUGCCCGGAGCUGGCCCGGGAUGAGGUGACACACGUCACGCCAGCUGAGCAGGAGGGGUUACUGCUGCACGUGCUCCUGAUGGUGCCUGAUGGAAAGGACUUCAUUGCAGAAGGCUCUGGGCUCCCCAGUUCCUGCAAUGUGUAUUUAAACUGCAAACUGCUCAGCACUGAGGAGGCAACGAGAUCCGCUGUCGUCUGGGGCACAAGGCAGCCUGCCUUUAAUUUUUGUCAGGUGAUGCCUUUUUCAUUGACUUCCAAACACUUGGAGCGGCUGAAGAACAAUGUCAUGAUUAUUGAAGCAUGGAACAAGCUAGGAAGCCCUGGCUGUGACAAAUUGCUGGGAUUAGUGAAACUCCCUCUGCAUCAGUUUUACAUCUCAUUCAAGGAUGCCAAGGUUUCCUACCUGCUCCUGCAGGCUCAGUACCCGGUGGUGGCUGUGGACGGCCACGUGCCGGUGGUCGACGUUUUCACGGGCAGCACCCGCGGCAGCCUGAGGGUCACUCUGGCAAUGGGAUCAGCCAGCCAAAUCGUGGCACUGCAGAGGCUCAAAACUGAGGAAGGAAUGGUGCCUCCAGUCACACAGCGUCCUCCCCACUCUCUGGACCGUCCGGCUACAAAACCCACACUGUUGGACCCAAAAGGGGAAGACCUGAUGGAGCAUGUGUUCGAGAUCCACGUGGAGGGUGUGAAGGGACUCACUCCCCUACAGUCCACGGUCUGGGGAGAGGCUGACUGCUACAUCCAGUACUAUUUUCCAGUUCAGGAGGCUGGCUGUGGUGCAAUGCAAGGACCUGGACUGCAUGAGGAUGGCAUCACAUUAAAGCCAUUUAGAACAGCUACCACUUUGUGUGUCCCUGAUCCCAUCUUCAAUGAUGAACAUCAUCAUUCCCUGUUGGUUCCUGCUGAUGUCCCAGUCCAGAGACUCCUGGUCAGUGCAUUUAUGACACCAGGAGCAGCAGGAGGAGGAAUGCAGUUUGAAGUCUGGUGCAGGUAUUAUUACCCAAAUGUCAGAGACCAGUUGGUUGCCAAAGGGGCCUUGCCUUUGUCACGGCUCUGUGCCAUGGUGACUCUGCAGCACCGUGAAGAAAUAGGCAUUCAAACUUUUAAUCUUCCCUUGGUCCCACGGAGUGAUUCCUCUGAGGAAUUUCAUCUGCAGUCUUCAGGUUUGCUCGAUGUGAGUGUGAGGUACCAGCGAUCCAUGAGAACACCAGCUGGAAUGACUGCUCAAGCUGUUUCACUUUCUGUACAAAUACACAGGGCAGCUGGUUUGCAGGCAGCAGCCAGAGCUGUGGCACAGAAGAACCCCUCUGUGCAGUACUAUGCAGGGGUGGGGGUGAACACCUACGUGUGCGUGCUCCCGUCCUUCCUGCCCCCGGCGCGGGCGCGCAGCACGCGGGCUGUGCCCUGCUCCUUCUGCCCAGAGUUUGGGCAUAGCCUGGAGUUCCUUUGUCAUCUCAUCACCCAGAAAAGCACUGGAGAAACCUCUUCUCUGGGGGAACUCUUGCAGUCUGGCAGCAUUUUUUUCUCCAUCUACCAUCAGGGCACCAAGUCAGCCACUGACAAAUUGGCUGACAGAACAUCCAGAGAUUAUCUUCUUGGGACAGUCACGAUUCCAACCAGAGACCUGCUGACAAAAAGAUCAGGUAUUUCAGGCUGGUACCCAGUGACCCUCUCCGAGGACCCGCUGCCUUCACACUGCACAAACGCCCUGCAGACCAUUGUGGGAGGGCUGGAACUCCGCGUUGCCUUUGCCCAUCAGGGUGACAGGGAGCGUGUCUUGGAGGCUGCCAGGCUCCUGGGGUGGAGCAGCGAGGAGAACCACGAGGACAGCGAGGACGGCAGCGGGGACUGGGAGCACAGUGCCGGCCCGGUGGCCGUGACCAUCUCCACGCCACGGGUGUGGCUGCCGCUCCGCUGCGUGCUGCUCACGGGCCAGGCACACCUGCACAAAAGCACUUACUGCUACCUCAGGUACAAGCUGUACAACCAGGAGGCCACCUGCACGUGGCUGAGGCGGCCAAAGGUGAGCGACGACGCGGAGAAUGUCACGGUGAGCUUCAGGAAACCCAGCAAGGUGACUCUCAGAAGGAACCAGGGGCUGCUGUGGUUCUUCAGGGAGGAGAAGUUGGAAAUCCAGGUGUGGUGUGCAUAUGGCAAGGAAAAUGAGGUGGAAAGACCCCUUGAUACAGAUCGUCUUAUUGGAUCUGCCUACGUCGACCUGGCAGCGUUGGCAGAGAGAUCCAGGAGAACGCUCAGUGUUAGUGGCGUUUAUCCGCUGUUCCGUUGCAAUGCCGCGGACCUGGCCGGCGCCGCUGUGCGCGUUCACGUCAGCCUCGGCCCCUCCGCCCUGCCCAGGCCUCCCUGUGCCGAGCAGUGCAGCAGCAGUGAGGAUGGAGGCUCGGGGGAAAGCCCUGCUCUCAGCCAGCAGGUCUCUGACAAGCAGCAGGUGGAUGUUGUAGGCUCAGGGAUCACCAACGGAGAACCACAGGAAGAAGACGAGAUGUUCCUGGAAAACACAGUUGCUGUCAAUAUCCUGGUGGAAAGAGCAAUGCAUCUAAGUUUAAAAGGAAGUCCCUUGACAGAGCGGGAAGUGGCAGCCCCCAGCAGCUGUGUGUCGUUUGCUGUUGCUGGAGCAGAUGCUCCAGUAACCACUCCAGUGGUAGGAAAUACAGACUCCCCAGUCUGGGACUUCCAGCAGCAGGCAAGAUUAUCCAAAGAGCUUCUCCUGGAUCCACAGCAAACCUUGGUCUUCAAAGUGUGGCAUAAAGCAGAGUCGGAGCGAGUGAUAGGAUUUGCAUCCGUGGACCUCUCUCCUCUCCUCUCUGGCUUCCAGCUGGUGUGUGGCUGGUACAACAUCACAGACUUCAGCGGGCAGUGCCGAGGGCAGAUUAAAGUGGCCGUGUCCCCUCUCCAAAAUAUAAAUAACCUCAAAGAAGAAAGGCAGGCCAGGGCCCGAAGCCAGCCGGAAACUUCCUCGGUGAAGAUCAGCUUUCCAGCAUGUCCUAGUAAUUCUACAAACUUGUCCAAGCAGAUGUUGCAUUCCUUGUCAAAGGAAGUCACUGUUCCUGCUCGAGAGCACAGGGUUGGCCCCCCUGGCACGCAGACGCCUCGGCACGAGGAGCACAUGCAGAACGUGCGCCGAUUCCACGAGUCGCUGCAGCAGGCGGGCGGGAAUGGGAGCGCGCACCGUGCCCGGCGGGAUGCGGCUCCGCCGGCCUCGCGCGCCGCGCUCCUCACCGCGCUCAGAAAGAACUUGAGCGAGCUGGAUGAGGUUCAGAGAUACUUCAAUGAGAAGCUGACCAGGUCUUUCCCCGACUUCAGCACAUCCAAACCAGGCCAGGAGGAGCGGGAGAGUGACGAUCAGGGUUCCAUGAGCAGAGAAGUGGAUCCCAAAGGCUGCCAUCUUUUGGAAAAAUCUAGUCAGUUGGUGUCUCAGGUCAGCAGCCUAAUCAAUGACUUGCAGACCAUAACUAAAAAUAGCAAGGAAGCUUCUGACGUGCCUCAGGAGAGCAGCAGGAAGCUGGGUGCUUUGACUGUACCCAUCUGGAAGCAGGAAGGAGGCAGUGAAGCUCCUGGAGGCCAGCUGGAGAUGCCAGAUGUGCCAGCUGGAGAUGCCAGUGUUCCCUGUGGCCAUGCCAGCAGACCCGUGUUUGAGAGACACAUGUUGCACCAGCUCCUAGGCCCCAUUAUCCCUGAAGAUGAGCAUCCAGAGGGUGUUGUCCAGGAAAAGGAAGGUGCUUUUGCCAUCCAGCCUCACAGUGAAGAGGAAUAUGAAGAAGAUGUUAUAGAACCACGGACUCUAAAUGAGAUAACCACCAUGACAGACAGGACGAGCCCCUGGUCCAGCAUGAUCUCUGAAACAGGGCAGGGGCCUGAGCUGCAGCCUCUGGACCCCAGGGCUGGGGAUCAGCACUCCAUGGAUGUGGGCUGUUUCCAAAGAGGGAACAGCAGCACCUUGUCCAGCAUGCUGCAGGGGGACAGCCAGAGCAUGCUGAGCGCCCUGAGCCCACCCAUGAGCCCCAAGGUGGGUGGGAACAGCCCCUGGGGAGCAGCAGGAGACUGCCAGACCUUCCCCAGAAGCACAGGAACAGCAGAGAGGGAGCUGCUUCUGCCAUCUCAGCUGAGCCUCUGGAGCAGAGCACUGAGCACUGAACCCAUAAAGAAAAGCGUGGAGUUCCCUGCAGGCUCUAAGGAACUGCUGCCAUCCUCAGGAGACAUGGGUUUGACCAAUCAAAAAACCACUGAGGAGGAGGAAGGUGCUGAGGUUGUAAAUGGAGAUCAUCAGGGCAAGGAAGGAAGUGGCUCUGAUGAGAACUGUGUUCAGAGUGUAUCAGCCCAAGCUGGCUCAGAAGGAAACAGCGAGAGCUUCCCUGAUGACAGCAGUGAAGACCCAGUGGAAGGCUCAGAAAACCCCAUCAAACAAAAAAUCUCUUUAUCUGAUCCUGUUGUUCCCAACUUCUUCCUUCCACCCCAGGAGAUGGAAGCCUCCAUGAGACUGCUCUGCACUUCUUCCCACCCUUCCACACCUCCAAAAAGCAGGAGUGCAGCAGUGCCGGGAGGAAUCCCCUACCGAAGAGCAAACCGUCCCAGGCCCAGCCCCGAGCUCUCUGAGGAGGAGGCCAAAAGAAUCGCCAGGAUCUUCUCUGCUCAGCUCUCCAAGAAGGAAUAGUGCUGGCACAGCAGAGCUUCCGAAGCCACGGCCGGAUGCACGGGCAAAGGAGGAGCACCCCAGUAAAGGGGAGGUGGAAGCCACAGCUUUCAGGCUCUGCUUUGAGUUUGCCUAAUUGGUUAGUUAAUUGAAAUCCCCUGUUUAGAAGGGCUUAAAGCCUGUGGGCACCCCCAGGGAGCUGUGUCUUGUAGGGGCAGGUCCCCAGUGAGACACACCUCUGUGGGUAACCCAUGAUCCAUCUGCUCUCCAAGUAGUCCAGUUUUAGGAUUUAUUCCUGUGAAAUGGCCCUUUCAAAAACAAUUGGUGGGCAACACAAUUCUCUGCUUCCACAGGUGCCCAAAGUGCUUGUGUGAACACAGGCUAAGGGCACCGUAAAAUCUGGUGGGUGUACAAAAGAGGGUGACUAGAAAGAUGAGACUUUUAUAUUUAUAUUUAAAUUAUUUUUGUACACCUUUCAGAGAACAGACUUCGAUGCCAGCAGAGCUCAGUUAUUUUUGUACUGCUCUCUCCAGCGUUUGUUUCAAUAAAAUUCCCCUGGUUUCUUGUCAG